Rattus rattus (black rat) is the source of this 3896-nucleotide messenger RNA. It is a transcript of the gene Hdac9, whose product is annotated as histone deacetylase 9. The record is from RefSeq and is a predicted model, not a curated record. The transcript is spliced from 26 exons. Lineage: Eukaryota; Metazoa; Chordata; Mammalia; Rodentia; Muridae. Bases 94 to 3360 code for a protein of 1088 amino acids. Gene Ontology annotation, molecular function: histone deacetylase activity. Gene Ontology annotation, cellular component: histone deacetylase complex. Gene Ontology annotation, biological process: negative regulation of transcription by RNA polymerase II; chromatin organization.
UUCUUCUCCGCCAUCGCCACCUGAACAACCAGGGUCAGCUGAGAGCAGGCUGUGACUCUACGUCCUCAAUCACCAGCCCUUCUGAUUCCCACAAUGAGCUCUCCGGUGCAGCCAGAUGGAGUGGCCGGACGGGAGCAGCUCUUGGCUCAGCAAAGAAUGCACAGUAUGAUCAGCUCAGUGGACGUGAAAUCAGAGGUUCCUAUGGGACUGGAGCCCAUCUCACCUUUAGACCUAAGGACAGACCUCAGGAUGAUGAUGCCUGUGGUGGAUCCUGUCGUCCGCGAGAAGCAACUGCAGCAAGAGUUACUUCUUAUCCAACAGCAGCAGCAAAUCCAGAAGCAGCUCCUGAUAGCCGAGUUUCAGAAGCAGCACGAGAAUUUGACAAGGCAGCAUCAAGCACAACUUCAGGAGCACAUCAAGUUACAACAGGAACUUCUAGCCAUAAAACAACAGCAAGAACUCCUAGAAAAGGAGCAGAAACUGGAGCAGCAGAGGCAAGAACAGGAAGUAGAGAGGCAUCGCAGAGAGCAGCAGCUUCCUCCUCUCAGAGGCAAAGAUAGAGGACGAGAAAGGGCGGUGGCAAGCACAGAGGUUAAGCAGAAGCUUCAAGAAUUCCUGUUGAGUAAAUCAGCAACAAAAGACACUCCAACCAAUGGAAAGAAUCAUUCCGUGGGCCGCCAUCCCAAGCUCUGGUACACGGCUGCCCACCACACAUCACUGGAUCAAAGCUCUCCACCCCUCAGUGGAACGUCUCCAUCCUACAAAUACACAUUACCAGGAGCCCAAGAUACCAAGGAUGAUUUCCCCUUGCGAAAAACGGCCUCAGAGCCCAACUUGAAGGUGCGGUCCAGGUUAAAACAGAAAGUGGCAGAGAGGAGAAGCAGCCCCUUACUCAGGCGGAAGGAUGGAAAUCUUGUCACUUCAUUCAAGAAGCGAGUGUUUGAGGUGGCAGAAUCCUCGGUCAGUAGCAGCUCUCCAGGGUCAGGUCCCAGUUCACCAAACAAUGGGCCUGCUGGAAAUGUUACCGAAAACGAGGCUUCAGUUCUGCCUCCCACACCUCACCCCGAGCAGCUGGUUCCGCAGCAGCGCAUUCUGAUUCACGAAGAUUCCAUGAACCUGCUGAGUCUCUACACCUCCCCGUCCCUGCCCAAUAUCACCCUGGGACUUCCAGCAGUGCCGUCCCCACUCAGUGCUUCUAAUUCCCUCAAAGACAAGCAGAAGUGUGAGACACAGAUGCUCAGACAAGGUGUCCCUCUGCCUGGCCAGUAUGGAAGUAGCAUUGCAGCAUCCUCCAGCCAUGUUCAUGUAGCAAUGGAAGGCAAGCCGAACAGCAGUCACCAAGCUCUCCUGCAGCACCUCCUGCUGAAGGAACAAAUGAGACAGCAAAAGCUUCUUGUGGCUGGUGGAGUUCCAUUACACCCCCAGUCUCCUUUGGCAACAAAAGAAAGAAUUUCACCAGGCAUUAGAGGUACCCACAAAUUGCCUCGCCACAGACCCCUCAAUCGAACUCAGUCUGCACCUUUGCCUCAGAGCACGCUGGCUCAGCUGGUCAUUCAGCAGCAGCACCAGCAGUUCCUGGAGAAGCAGAAACAAUACCAGCAGCAGAUCCACAUGAACAAACUGCUAUCGAAAUCUAUUGAGCAACUGAAGCAACCAGGCAGCCACCUUGAAGAGGCAGAGGAGGAGCUUCAGGGGGACCAAGCCAUGGAAGACAGAGCAACGUCUAAGGACAGCGGUACCGGGAAGGACAGCAGUGCUUGUGUGGAGGACACACUGGGACAAGUUGGGGCUGUGAAGGUCAAGGAGGAACCCGUGGACAGCGACGAAGAUGCUCAGAUACAGGAAAUGGAAUGGGGAGCAGGCUGCUUUAUGCAACAGACGCCCUUGCUGGAGUCCUCACACACGCGUGCACUCUCGGUGCACCAGGCUCGGCUGGCUGCAGCUGGCAUCGAUGGAUUAGAGAAACAUGGACUCCUCUCCAGGACCCAUUCUUCUCCUGCACCCUCCAUGUCACCUCACCCAGCCGCAGACUGUCCCCGCCAGCCUGCCUCUGCCACUGGAAUUGCCUAUGACUGUCUGAUGCUGAAACACCAGUGCAUCUGUGGCAAUUCCACCACCCACCCUGAGCACGCUGGGCGAAUACAGAGCAUCUGGUCACGGCUGCAAGAAACCGGGCUGCUAAAUAAAUGUGAGCGAAUUCAAGGUCGAAAAGCCAGCCUGGAGGAAAUUCAGCUUGUUCAUUCUGAACAUCACUCACUACUGUAUGGCACCAGCCCCCUGGACGGACAGAAGCUGGACCCCAGGACACUCCUAGGUGAUGAUUCUCGAAAAUUCUUUUCCUCGUUACCUUGUGGUGGACUCGGGGUGGACAGUGACACCAUUUGGAAUGAGCUGCACUCGUCCGGUGCUGCACGCAUGGCUGUUGGCUGUGUCAUUGAGCUGGCUUCCAAAGUGGCCUCAGGAGAGCUGAAGAAUGGGUUUGCUGUUGUGAGGCCCCCAGGCCAUCAUGCUGAAGAAUCUGCAGCCAUGGGGUUCUGCUUUUUUAAUUCAGUCGCAAUUACAGCCAAAUACUUGAGAGACCAACUAAAUAUAAGCAAGAUAUUGAUCGUAGAUCUGGAUGUUCACCAUGGAAACGGUACACAGCAGGCCUUUUAUGCUGACCCCAGCAUCCUGUACAUUUCACUCCAUCGCUAUGAUGAAGGGAACUUUUUCCCUGGCAGUGGCGCCCCGAAUGAGGUUGGAGUAGGUCUGGGAGAAGGCUACAAUGUAAACAUUGCCUGGACAGGCGGCCUUGACCCCCCUAUGGGAGAUGUUGAGUACCUUGAAGCAUUCAGGACUGUCGUGAUGCCUGUGGCCAGAGAGUUUGAUCCAGACAUGGUCCUGGUUUCUGCUGGAUUUGAUGCAUUGGAAGGCCACACCCCUCCCCUAGGGGGUUACAAAGUGACAGCAAAAUGCUUUGGUCAUUUGACGAAGCAGCUGAUGACAUUGGCUCAUGGACGUGUGGCAUUGGCUCUUGAAGGGGGACAUGAUCUGACAGCCAUCUGUGAUGCCUCGGAGGCCUGCAUAAAUGCCCUUCUAGGAAAUGAGCCCGGGCCUCUUGAGGAAGAUGUUCUCCACCAGUCCAUGAAUAUGAAUGCAGCCGCUUCUUUACAGAAGACCAUUGAAAUCCAAAGCAAGUAUUGGAAGUCGAUCAAGAUGGUGGCUGUUGCAAGGGGCUGUGCUCUGCCUGCCUCUCAGCUGCAAGAGGAGACAGAGACCGUUUCUGCCCUAGCCUCCCUGACGGUAGAUGUGGAACAGCCAUUUGCUCAGGAAGAUGGCAGAACUGCUGGUGAGCCCAUGGAAGAGGAGCCAGCCUUGUGAAGUGCCAAGUCUCCCCCGAUAUUUCCUGUGUGUGACAUCAUUGUGUAUCCCCCACACACAACCCCAGCACCCUCAGACAUGUCUGCUGCCUGGGUGGCACAGUUUGAUGGAACAUAAACACUGGGCACAAAAUUCUGACCAGCAGCUUCACUCGUUCUUUGGAUGGACUUGAAAGGGCAUUACAGAUUCCUGAAAUGUAACCACUGUAUAUCUAAAGUUACAGUAACCAGGGUUGGAAGAAACUGUUUCCAGCAUGCUUUUCUGCUGAUGACCCACUCCCAGAUACAAAGUGUGAGCGAGAAACCUUCCAUACAGCAUUCGAUAUCGUUCAUUUCAGAAGCUGUGACAGCCAGUGAAAUUUUGGGCAAAACCUGAGAUGUACCCAUUCCUGACAUUCUGACCAGUGUCUUAUUGUGUAGUUUACUGUCAAGUAGACUUAAAUUGUUUACAGGAUUUCUUUUCAGCUGUGAGUCGCUGGGAAUUGCAAACAGAUUGCUGCGGGUUUUAGGGAGUUUUUUUCUCUUUGUUAUACUUUU